AUGCUGCCAGACGCCGUGCUGGUCACGCACAUGCCGAUGCUGACCAGCGGAAAGCUGGACAGACAGACGCUCCGUAGCUGGCACACGCAGCGCAAAGUGUCGCGAGACAACGACAACGACGCGCAGUCGUGCGAUGACCUUUCGCUGGACGAACAGCGCGUCGCCGCCACCGUACUGUCGACCGCCGAACAGUUGCUCGCGCUGCCACCUGGCGCACUACACCUGAACGACGACUUCUUCCGCGUCGGCGGCGACUCCGUCACGGGGGUUCUGUUCGUGCAGCGUCUGGCCGACGCCGCUAUCUCGCUCUCCAUACCGGAGUUUGUCAGCGCGGCGACGCUGAAGCAGGUGGUGCGGGCCGUGCGGCCUGCCGGCGCUGACGUGGCCCUUUCCGACGCACACGCCGACUACAGAGUGAUGCCGAUGAGUGAGCGCAACGAGCCAACAGCGCUGCUUCACAUCGGAGCGGCCGGAUUCCUCAGUAAGGGAGCCAUGGAGAGUCAACUGGAGGGCCUCACCACCGAGCUACACAGUGCCGUACUGAAAUCGCACUGGGACGACAUCGUCAACUUCAAGGAAACUUUUGUAGUAGUCGACGGAGACAACAGAGUGAUCGCCGGCGCCAUCAAUUGCAGCAUGGCCGACGAACCAGCGUGGAUAUAUCCUCCAGUGAUGGCGCCACUAGUAGCCGUGCUGGAACGCGCAGAGAGAGAUGUGAUACGGGACAUCGAGCGGAAAGGAAUUCCGCCGGGCAAGGUUCUACGCAGUGUCUACAUGGCCAGCGACGUGUCGCUGACCUCCCAGGAGAAUCUUAGACUUAUGAACAUGAUGGUCGAGGAGAUAUACAGGAAAGCCAAGCUGGGAAAGUACGAAUGCAUCGUCACUGUCAAUACGAGCCGGGUGAUGCAGGAGAUUUACAAGAGAAAUGGCUACGAGGCAGGUCAAACAUUCCUCGAGUAUUGCACCUUCGAAUUCAUGGGAAGGCGACCGUUCUCUCUUCUGCCAGCUGGAGAAGGAGCUGAAUCGGCAAUAAAGUACCUAUAA
Molecule: messenger RNA, 1044 nt
Organism: Priapulus caudatus
Lineage: Eukaryota; Metazoa; Priapulida; Priapulimorpha; Priapulimorphida; Priapulidae
Exons: 2
Coding region: 1-1044 (347 amino acids)
Biological process (GO): secondary metabolite biosynthetic process; amino acid activation for nonribosomal peptide biosynthetic process
Cellular component (GO): cytoplasm
Molecular function (GO): phosphopantetheine binding
Source: RefSeq, a predicted model, not a curated record